UUUCAUUGCGAGGUUCAUUUGCUUUCCUCCAUUCUUACUUCUACCGAAGGAAUGGAACUCUCUCUUCUCCCCUACCAACAGCAACAUCCCCCGUCUCUCCGCCUCACUCUCCUUUUGAGAAAGAGACCAUACAAUCGGAAUUCAUCGGUGGUGCGCUGUUGCUGCUCUUCGUCUGAUGAUCAGCCAAUACCCAGUGCGUUGCUUCUGCCUUCUGGUGGAAGGAGGGCACUCAUGGGCUGUUUUCUUACAGCAGCCACUGGUAUUUACAUUUGUGACAAGGCUGCUGCAGUUAGCACAAGUAGAAGAGCUCUUAGAGGGGCAAAGAUUCCUGAGAGUGAAUACACAACCCUCCCAAACGGUCUGAAGUACUAUGAUUUAAAGGUUGGAGGUGGGCCAGAGGCUGUGAAGGGAUCACGAGUUGCAGUCCAUUACGUUGCCAAGUGGAAGGGUGUAACUUUUAUGACAAGUAGACAAGGACUCGGGGUUGGUGGUGGAACGCCUUAUGGUUUUGAUGUGGGUCAAUCUGAGAAAGGAUCUGUCCUUAGAGGAUUAGACCUGGGUGUUGAAGGUAUGCGCGUUGGAGGUCAGGUGAGAUGGUUUCCUGGUAUGAUAUUUCUUUAUUACAUGGGUAUCCUUUGUUCAGAUAAUGUAUGGCAUGUAGAUAGUAGUCCUAUAAAAUUGAGAAAUUAUGACAAAAUGAAAGCUUUUUAA
Molecule: messenger RNA, 711 nt
Organism: Telopea speciosissima
Lineage: Eukaryota; Viridiplantae; Streptophyta; Magnoliopsida; Proteales; Proteaceae
Product: peptidyl-prolyl cis-trans isomerase FKBP16-4, chloroplastic
Exons: 7
Coding region: 52-711 (219 amino acids)
Molecular function (GO): peptidyl-prolyl cis-trans isomerase activity
Source: RefSeq, a predicted model, not a curated record